Messenger RNA from Sphenostylis stenocarpa, 213 nucleotides. NCBI's taxonomy places the organism in Eukaryota, Viridiplantae, Streptophyta, Magnoliopsida, Fabales, Fabaceae. The record is from the annotation of a GenBank genome assembly.
AUGUGUGGGUUAGGGUUUGCGUUCUUAAGGGUUGAGGCUAUGUUCGAGCUCGAGAAGGGUGGGAUUAGGCUUCAAGCUAGUAAGGCUUGGGGUAAGGAUUUGUGCUCGAUAAGAUACCAAGGUCUGGGCUCGAGGAGCUUCAAUGGCACUAGCGGGUUUAAGAAACUAGCGCUAGCAAGAUUUGGGCUUGAGGAGCCUAGAUGGCACUCGUAA